AAAAGGUACACUGGAAAUACAAAUCUUGAAACACGUCUGUUCAUUUUGCACCUAUACCGGUUGUGAAACGGCUGUUGGGAAGGCUUUGACAUUUGACUGUGUUUGACGAUAAUCGCCGGUAUCUAUUCCCACGUGUUGUUAUCGAAUUAAAAUGGCGAUUUUUGGCGCAACAGCAACACUGGUACGAGGCUGCUGCCGCCAGCAACGACCGCUCGCCAUCUUGGCAAAAAAAUCGAAUUUUCUACAAACCGGAAUCGAAGUCGGACAGCUUCAUUUCCAAUUUCAGUCUCAAAUAGGAUUUCUUGGUGUUCGUUUCGCGAGUAAAAGCAGUAAAGGCAAAAUGGGUCUUCCCCGUGUAUUUUUUGAUAUGACUGCUGAUGGACAGCCUCUAGGACGCAUCGUUAUGGAGCUCCGUCCUGAUGUUGUGCCCAAAACUGCUGAGAAUUUCCGUGCCUUGUGCACCGGCGAAAAAGGCUUCGGUUAUAAAGGCUCCUGUUUCCACCGUGUCAUCCCCAACUUCAUGUGUCAGGGUGGCGAUUUCACAAACCACAAUGGCACUGGCGGCAAAUCCAUCUAUGGCGCUAAGUUUGCUGACGAGAACUUCACCUUGAAGCACACCGAACCCGGUAUUUUGUCAAUGGCUAAUGCUGGACCCAACACCAACGGUUCACAGUUCUUUAUUUGUACUGUGAAGACAGCUUGGUUGGACAACAAGCAUGUUGUUUUCGGCAAGGUUGUCGAAGGUCUGGACGUAGUUAAAGCUAUUGAAGGUUUGGGUUCACAGUCUGGCAAGACAAGCAAGAAGAUUGUGGUCGCUGAGAGUGGAGCGCUUUAAACAGCGUUUUUAAUUAUAAUAUACUAAACUGCAUAACUACAUGAAAAUAAGAAAGCAAGCUAAUAAUAAGAAUAAUGCAACACUCGAGCAGCAUUGUCGCAUUUAAAUUUAUCAGUACUUCAACUUUCUAGUAAAGUAUUUGGAAACACGAGUUGUUUAAUGAUUCUCCUGCAGAUUUUUUUCUAUCAAAGAGCGAAUAAUAAAAAUUCAAUUUGGAACUCUAUUAGAAUAA
Rhagoletis zephyria (snowberry fruit fly) is the source of this 1067-nucleotide messenger RNA. Its product is annotated as peptidyl-prolyl cis-trans isomerase-like. The record is from RefSeq and is a predicted model, not a curated record. Gene Ontology annotation, molecular function: cyclosporin A binding; peptidyl-prolyl cis-trans isomerase activity. Gene Ontology annotation, biological process: protein folding; protein peptidyl-prolyl isomerization. Lineage: Eukaryota; Metazoa; Arthropoda; Insecta; Diptera; Tephritidae. Gene Ontology annotation, cellular component: cytoplasm.